GUUGCCCAAGGCUGAAUUUGCUGUCAACAAUAAUUACAUUUAACAAUAAUUAAAAACUCUAAAACUUGUCAUUAAGUCACUAGUUCAAAUAUCAAUUUUUCCUUUAUCAGUUGUUCAAUCAUGGCUGAUGUACCGAAAGAUGCUCCAGAACAUUGCCCUGGAACAGAAAGCGAUAAUGCGGGAAAGGUAUCAGCGUGUGCUGGUUGUCCAAAUCAAAAUAUUUGCGCAUCAGGUGCAACAAAACAACCUGACCCUGGAAUAGAAUUAGUGAAACAAAGGCUUGCUGAUGUCAAAUACAAAAUUUUAAUAUUGUCAGGCAAAGGUGGUGUUGGUAAAAGUACAAUGACUUGUUUAAUAGCACGUGCUUUGGCUGCUGACAGUGCAGACAGAAAUGUUGGGGUAUUGGAUAUUGAUAUUUGCGGACCUUCACAACCAAGAGUUUUAGGAGUCGUUGGAGAACAAAUACAUCAAAGUGGUUCUGGAUGGUCUCCUGUAUAUGUAGAAGAGAAUUUAGCAUUAAUGUCAAUAGCAUUUUUAUUAAAUAGUCCGAGUGAUGCUGUAAUUUGGCGAGGGCCUAAAAAAAAUGGGAUGAUUAGACAAUUUUUAUCAGAAGUUGAUUGGGGUAAUUUAGACUACUUGAUCUUAGACACUCCGCCAGGUACCUCGGAUGAACAUUUAUCUGCUAGUACAUAUUUGCAGAGUGCGGGAAUAACUGGAGCAAUUAUUGUCACUACUCCACAGGAAGUGGCUUUACUUGAUGUGAGAAAGGAAAUUGACUUUUGUAAAAAAGUUAAAAUUCCUAUUCUGGGUGCUAUCGAAAAUAUGAGUAUUUUUGUUUGUCCUAAAUGCAAAAAUAGUGCAGAAAUAUUCCCAGCAUUAACUGGUGGUGCGCGUCACAUGGCUGAAGAAAUGAAUAUCGACUUUUUAGGAUCGAUUCCUUUGGAUCCUUUGCUAGCACGUUGUUGUGAUGAAGGUAAAAAUGUAUUUACUGAAAUGCCUGAAUCACCAACAAUUGUUGAGCUUAAGAAAGUUAUUACCAGGAUCAUUGACAAGUGCGAGAGCAGCGGAAAAAAAGCAGCUGCAGAUGAUGAUGAAUAAUCAUACGAAAAAUUCCAAACUUUGUAUAUUUAUUAUCUAAUGUAUUGAUGAUGCAUCAUAAAAAAAUCUUGUAUUUUAUUUUUAAAACACCAA
Molecule: messenger RNA, 1191 nt
Organism: Microplitis demolitor
Lineage: Eukaryota; Metazoa; Arthropoda; Insecta; Hymenoptera; Braconidae
Gene: Nubp1
Product: cytosolic Fe-S cluster assembly factor NUBP1 homolog
Exons: 7
Coding region: 121-1098 (325 amino acids)
Biological process (GO): iron-sulfur cluster assembly
Cellular component (GO): cytosol
Molecular function (GO): 4 iron, 4 sulfur cluster binding; ATP-dependent FeS chaperone activity; ATP binding
Source: RefSeq, a predicted model, not a curated record